AUGGCUCAUCGUGAUUUUCAUAUAGGAAAUAUAUUAUUAUCAUUUGCGACUGAUAAUAUUAUCUCAGGUACUGGAAAUAGUGAUUUUUAUUUAUAUAUUUCAGAUAUGGGAUUAUGUGGAGAUGUUAGUAAUAUAGAUGAAACAAAUACUUAUGGAGUUAUGCCUUAUGUAGCUCCUGAAGUAUUAAAAGGAAAACCUUAUACUCAAGCAGCAGAUAUAUAUAGUUUUGGUAUGAUUAUGUAUUUUGUAGCAACAGGAAGGCAACCUUUUUCUAAUUGUGCACAUGAUCAUUACUUAGUAUUAGAUAUUUGUAGAGAAGGAAUUAGACCUGAAAUAAGUGAAUCAGAAGCACCAAAAUGUUAUAUUGAUUUAAUGAAAAGGUGUUGGGAUUCAAAUCUAGAUAAUAGACCAAAUGCUGCUGAA
Molecule: messenger RNA, 423 nt
Organism: Rhizophagus irregularis DAOM 181602=DAOM 197198
Lineage: Eukaryota; Fungi; Glomeromycota; Glomeromycetes; Glomerales; Glomeraceae
Source: RefSeq, a predicted model, not a curated record